Messenger RNA from Scatophagus argus, 1455 nucleotides. It is a transcript of the gene spef1, whose product is annotated as sperm flagellar 1. Gene Ontology annotation, molecular function: microtubule binding. NCBI's taxonomy places the organism in Eukaryota, Metazoa, Chordata, Actinopteri, Scatophagidae. The transcript has 8 exons. Bases 97 to 873 code for a protein of 258 amino acids. The record is from RefSeq and is a predicted model, not a curated record. Gene Ontology annotation, cellular component: axoneme. Gene Ontology annotation, biological process: regulation of cytoskeleton organization.
UAAUUAGCGGUCGCCUAGCAACACUUUAAACAACCUGCUGUAGGGGGAAGCUAAAGAGCUACCUGUUAGCUUAGUAACAUAACAGUUACAGUUUGAAUGUUCACAAACUGUCCAGAAUCAAAUGUCGCCUUAAGAAAAAUGGACCGAGAACUGAACGAGGAAGAACUGCAGGAUUUGUACGCAUGGAUAGACAAAAUACCUCUGUCCCGGCCCAAAAGACACAUCACAAGAGACUUCAGCGACGGAGUGAUGGCUGCAGAGCUUGUAAAAUAUUUCUUCCCAAAACUUGUUGACCUGCACAACUAUAUUCCUGCAAACUCCACGCCGCAGAAGCUCAGUAACUGGAACUUACUCAACAGGAAGGUGUUUUCUAAGCUGAACUUUCAUGUGCCUGAGGAGACAGUGAGGAAGAUUGUACUGAGCACUGCAGGAGUGAUAGAGCCUGUACUGAGAGCCCUUAGAGAGAAGAUACAAAAGAAACUGGAGCACCCAACAGAGAAUAUACUGAUCCAGGAUUUGGAAUACUAUGACACCAGGGAGCAGGAGAAACCUCAUAAAGAAAUUCAGCAGACAGAAGCGAAACGUUUGGCUCAGCUUGCAGAAGAGAUGAAAAAAGAUGAAAAGAGCAGACUAAAAAAUGGUAAACUGCAGCACACGGUGCAGUUUUACACAGACAUGGACCCUACUUUGCGACUAAUCCUGCAGGAAAAAGAGCAAGCUGUCUUAGCUUUGCAGGAGACUGUAGAGAUCCUACAGAUGAAGGUGAACAGAUUAGAGCAUCUUGUUCACUUGAAGGACAUGCGAAUUGAAGAUCUGACGCGACAUCUGGAGACGUACAAAACAAAAGUCGAGGCAAACGAUCAGGAUCCAUAAAAACUUCUGAGAUUGUUGUCCUGCCAGCUCAAACGCAUCACACCUGUGGGAUUACAGAUGUGUUAUGUUGUCUUGUAUCCUUACUAAAAUGUGUCCAUGUGACAGAAAAGCCAGGGUUUGAUUAUUUUGCUUCCUUUUAAAACUAGUUACACCACUCACAAUGGUGAAAAGCAGGGAUAAGUAAUGCGUAACCAUCAUGUUAACAUGAAAAGUGAACAUAUUCUAAUUUGACAGUGAAAUGCUUUUAAUAUCUUGACACUUGUUAAUAUUAUGUUUUAACAGGGCCAGUGCAACAGUUGUCUUCUCUAAAAUAGAACUAUUUUUGCAUACCUGCAGAUACUGUACACUAUGUCCCUGUGUUUAAAUCCUAUCUAAGGACAUUCUGCUGUAAAUGGUUUGUCAGCCUGUUUUGUGAGGAUUUGAGGUGUUAGUUUAAUAUGGCCCUUUCUUUCUGAGGAUUGUGUAGGAUGUGUUUUUCAUAGUGUUUGUAUCCGCAGCCUUCCUUGAUCUAUUGUAUCUUUACUCAGCCCAUGACUUCUGACUGCCACUGUAAGUGCUCAAUAAAUCAACUAUCUACUUUAA